This is a messenger RNA of Dendronephthya gigantea, 1559 nucleotides long. Its product is annotated as amine sulfotransferase-like. NCBI's taxonomy places the organism in Eukaryota, Metazoa, Cnidaria, Anthozoa, Malacalcyonacea, Nephtheidae. The record is from RefSeq and is a predicted model, not a curated record. The transcript is spliced from 4 exons. Gene Ontology annotation, biological process: sulfation. Bases 304 to 1230 code for a protein of 308 amino acids. Gene Ontology annotation, molecular function: sulfotransferase activity. Gene Ontology annotation, cellular component: cytoplasm.
CAUCGGCAAUGAAUUCAGCCAAUGAAUUAUGAAAUGCUCCAACCGGGAGCCUCUUUUAUGGAGCCUUGUUCACGUAUGGAUGAUGGUGAAAAGCGAACCGGAUACAAUUAAGCUGCCGCAUCAAGGUUAGGGUAGGGUUACGGUUGUUCAUGAUUGCGUAAGAUAAUAUUGACAGAGGGCCGUAUCGAGUUACAUACAUUUGAUUCGUUAACACGACGAGUUUUGUUGACUUUAGGCUGCAUGCUUAGGCAAGCAACAUAUGUACUGCUGUAUUCUCCUUACUGAAAUUAAAAGCCUUAAAGAAUGACUUCUGAGAAAUCUCCGGUUAAAAAUCCAGAAAUCCAAGUUAUGAAGCAAAGAAUAUCGAAAUUCUUUUCAGAGCAUGGUCGACUUUACGGUCUGAAUUUUAAACCGCGAUCAGACGAUGUGUUCGUUGUAACUUGGCCAAAAUGUGGCACAACAUGGAUGCAACAGAUCUUACACCAGCUACGAAGUGGUGGAGAUAUGUCAUUUGAUGAAAUCUCUGAUGUUGUUCCAUCCCUAGAAGGUGCUUAUGAUACAGAGAGAGACCUUGAAGCUGAGCACAAUUUUCAACCACGAUGUUACAAGACCCACGCUUGGUAUCCCGACUGUCCCAAAGGUGCUAAAUACAUUGUCAUCUAUCGUGAGCCAUGUGCUUGUUUCAGCAGUGGCUUCAACUAUCUCAAAGGCUGGUUUUUUCAACCUGGAGAGAUUUCCCUCCAUGAAUUUGUAGUAGAUUAUGCGCUCCCACGAGAACUAAUAAACAGAAUGGGACCUGCACCAUAUUUUGCCCACCUGCUGAGCUGGUGGGAACACAGGGACGAUCCAAAUGUUUUGUUUUUGUUCUUCGAGGACAUGAAAGACGACUUGGAGAGCGCAGUCAGAAAGGUUGCAUCGUUCAUAGGAAUUGAAGACGACGAAAGAAUUAAAAAAGCUGUUCAAAUGAGUUCCUUUGAAUUCAUGAAGAGCAACGAGAGGAAAUUUUCGUCGGCAAUUUCAUCGAAAUAUCGGAAUAAAAUUUGUGGUGUAGCAGACGAAACAGUGGUUCGAAGUAAGGUCGUCACAGGAUCUGCGACUAAAGGACGAGAAAUGAUGGAUGAGAAGACUAAAGAAAUGAUUCAGGCAAAGUGGAAUGAGGUGGUUUGGAAACAGACUGGAUUUCAAGAUUACCAAGAGCUGAGAAACGCAUUCAAAAAGCAAAACGAAUGAAUGAAUUGAAAUAAAUGAAAUUGCAUGCAUAUGGUCAUUUGUCAGUCAAAUAGCUCGUCUAAAACAAAUGCGAGAAAGCGAUUGUAUAUGCCAGAAAUUCAAACCAAUGAGCGCCAUAUUGACAAUUCAAAUAAUUGAAAUACUUGAUACGCCAUAUUAUUGAUCUAUUCAGUCAAGGAUACACAUUUUAUAAUGUGUUGUGAAUGUUAUAUACCGAAGCGAAGCUGAACUUGAAGCAUAUAAUAUCUACCGAGUUCUGACACAUUAUAUAAUGUGUUUUUUUUCGAUAGCCUUUUAAUGCUUAAGUCAACAUUUUUACUAACAGUGGA